Plodia interpunctella (Indianmeal moth) is the source of this 2823-nucleotide messenger RNA. RefSeq names its product Suppressor of variegation 3-3 (gene Su(var)3-3). The record is from RefSeq and is a predicted model, not a curated record. Gene Ontology annotation, cellular component: nucleus. The transcript has 16 exons. The coding region runs from base 89 to 2425 and encodes 778 amino acids. Gene Ontology annotation, molecular function: oxidoreductase activity; transcription factor binding; chromatin binding. Lineage: Eukaryota; Metazoa; Arthropoda; Insecta; Lepidoptera; Pyralidae. Gene Ontology annotation, biological process: negative regulation of transcription by RNA polymerase II; positive regulation of transcription by RNA polymerase II.
CUGACUGAACGUUUUGCUGUACAGUCGGUCGAUUUGUUUUGCUCCGGCUUUUCGAAUUGUGAUUUUAAAUUUAGAGAUUAUCACAAAAAUGAGUCGCCGCAAGCGUGCUAAGGUUGAAAACCGUGAACUGGAUGAGAAAUUGAAACAGGAUGACUCUGAAUCAGAUCAGUCUGAAAGAAGUAAAGUCACAUCUUCGAGCCCCACUUCUUUAGCAGGACGUCGGGAGUCUUCGUCCAGCCGAUUUACUGACUCGAAGGAAUUCAAGAAAGACGAUAAACAGUCUCCAGAAGAUGCGAAAAAUGAUGACAUUGAAGAAAUAAACUAUAAAGAGAUGUUGAAUAGCCUGGAAGGUGCAGCAUUUCAAUCACGCUUACCUUUUGACAAAAUGUCAUCUUUAGAAGCUGAGUGUUUCUCUGAUCUCCAAGGAGCUUCAGCUCAAACAUUCGUCCAAAUUAGAAACCGCAUCCUCAAACUGUGGUUCGAAGACCCUAAGAAGCAGCUCACACAAGAACUUGCUAUGCAGAAGAUGGAACCACCUUACAAUGGAGACCCAGCCCUUGUAAUGAGAACCCAUGCAUUUCUAGAAAGGCAUGGGUUCAUCAACUAUGGCAUAUAUGAGCGAAUCACACCAAUACCAAAUCCUCCUAAGGGAAAGCAAAGGCCAAAAGUUAUCAUCAUUGGUGCAGGUGUAUCAGGAUUAGCCGCAGCUCGUCAACUACAAUCCUUUGGCUGUGAGGUUGUCAUACUGGAGGGCAGGGAUAGGGUUGGCGGCAGGGUUGUCACAUACAGGAAGGGUCCAUAUGUAGCUGAUCUAGGUGCAAUGGUGGUGACUGGACUGGGUGGAAAUCCAGUCACAACAUUGUCAGUGCAGAUGAAUAUGGAACUUCAUAAAAUAAAGCAAAAAUGCCCAUUGUAUGAAGCAACUGGCAAUCAGGUUCCUAAACAUAAGGAUGAAAUGGUGGAGCGCGAAUUCAACCGCUUGCUGGAUGCUACGUCUUACCUGUCGCACCAAGUCGACUUCAACUACUACAACGACACUCCCGUCUCUCUUGGACAAGCGCUCGAGUGGGUUAUAAAGUUGCAGCAGAAAAAUGUUAAGCAUAAACAGAUUCAACACCUUAAAGCUCUUAUAACCCUCCAAGAGAAACUGAAGACAAAUAUAAAUAAAAUGUCCGACGUCCAAGAACUUCUGAAGUCUAUGAAGGCCGAGAAAGACUCGUUGCUUUUGGAAAGAGAGAAAGGCACCGCAGCAGGAGACAGCAGCAUUCUGCAGGAGUUCAACCUCCGCCGGCUGAACAGAGAGAUGACUCAGUUGUGUAAUGAAUACGAGUCUUUACUGUCACAGAAUAAGACUAUUGAAGAUAAGUUGGCGCAGCUUGAGACUAAUCCGCCGAGCUCGGUGUACCUGUCGGUGCGCGACCGGCAGAUCCUGGACUGGCACUUCGCCAACCUGGAGUUCGCGAACGCGACCCCGCUCGGCAACCUCUCGCUCAAGCACUGGGACCAGGACGACGACUUCGAGUUCACCGGCAACCAUCUCACAGUUCGCAAUGGUUACUCGUGCGUUCCGGUGGCUUUGUCCGAUGGGUUAGACAUCAGACUGGGGACAUCGGUCACCGAUAUCCAAUAUGGCGGCCCGGGUGUCACUGUCAAAGCUGUCAACCCCCGGGCGCAGACCACGCCACAAACUUUUAAAGGGGACGUAGUUCUCUGCACCCUACCACUGGGUGUGUUGAAAAUAGCAGUGGCGAACAACGGCCAGAGUCAACAGAACUUUGUGAAGUUCGACCCGCCGCUGCCUGAUUGGAAGGUGGCGGCAAUCAAACGCCUUGGAUAUGGCAACUUGAACAAGGUGGUGUUAUGUUUCGAGCGCACCUUCUGGGACCCCAGCGCCAAUCUCUUCGGCCAUGUUGGUACCACCACGGCUAGUAGAGGAGAGCUGUUUCUAUUCUGGAACUUGUACAGCGCGCCGGUACUCCUGGCUCUGGUCGCUGGUGAAGCCGCGGCGGUGAUGGAGAAUGUGACUGAUGACGUCAUCGUGGGAAGGUGCAUUGCUGUGCUGAAGAGCAUAUUCGGACAUGCAGCCGUCCCGCAGCCUAAGGAAUGCGUGGUAACCAGAUGGCGUGCGGACCCGUUCGCCCGUGGCUCGUACAGUUUCGUGGCUGUGGGCUCGUCGGGCACGGACUACGAUCUCCUGGCAGCCCCUGUGCCUGGCUCCCCAGGAGACAAUAGGCUUUUCUUUGCAGGUGAACAUACAAUGCGCAACUACCCCGCGACAGUUCACGGAGCGUUCCUCUCCGGGCUCCGCGAGGCGGGUCGUCUCGCUGACCUGCUUCUUCCUCAGCCGCCCAUCACCAAUGCCAGUGUGGCCGCAGUCACCGCCGCCGCCGCUGCAGCCGCCGCAGCUGCCGCCAACCACUCCUGAAAUAAGAAGAAAUAGUAAAAAGUCGCGUGGUCCGUUUUCGAGGCAAUUGCAUGACGACUUUUUACUUGAACAUGAUUGAAGAUUGGGAAGCUUGAAAUUUAGACUAGUAAAUAUAUUAUAGACUGAGAUAUUGUACUUUCAAAUGUCCUUGCCAACUAGUUACCUUGUCGUCAUCAUAUUAAGCAUACGACUGAAACUUUGUAAUCAUGAUUUCUAGAGACAUCGAUUGAAUAAAAAAAGAACAAUUUUCGACUGGUUGAAAGUUUAGACUGAGUUAUUGCACGAAAGCGAAACUAUAACCAAAACUGGAUUUUGAAGGCCGAAACCGAAGCUGAAUAUUAAUCGGUCGGACACUACAUAUCAACCACAACUCUAGUGUAAUUGCUGCCAUGUCGAUG